Molecule: messenger RNA, 1515 nt
Organism: Raphanus sativus (radish)
Lineage: Eukaryota; Viridiplantae; Streptophyta; Magnoliopsida; Brassicales; Brassicaceae
Exons: 1
Coding region: 202-1341 (379 amino acids)
Source: RefSeq, a predicted model, not a curated record
CCCGACCAGAAGCUCUAACCCGAAAUGAUUGUAUCCAGUAAAAGAGAACACGUGUGUUCUGUCUAUAUGAGAAUCUGAGCUGAGCUGUAUAUAUUGCUUGUCUCUGUCAUCGCCACUUCUCAAAAAACCCCAACAAACCGCCAAAAAAAACUAGCUCUCUCUCUCUCUCUCUCUCUCUUUCUCUCUCGGUAUCGACUGUAAAUGACGUCCGUUUGCGUUAAGAACGUUGGUACUUCACCGGAGAAGAUAUCGCCGGCGAGUCACUCUCGGAGAAGCUCCAAAACGAAUCAGGAAUCUCAACCGUUGGAAAACGAAGAUCCUGUGGACUUUGAGUUUCUCCUCGAAGAUCCCGUCACAAUGCUGACCGCGGACGAGCUUUUCUCCGACGGAAAGCUAGUCCCGCUUAAGUUCUCCGGCGCGGUUAAUCCGGAGGAGAAGCCUGUGAUCUCCACGGUUAACACGGCGGAGAAACAACCAUGCCGGAGAUUGGAGAUGGAGAUCGAUCCUUACCUCUUCUCCCCGAGAGCUCCUCGCUGCACUGUGAGAUGGCGCGAGCUUCUCGGCCUUAAGAGACUCAGCAAAACGCCGGAAGAAGCUUCCCCGCCGUCGUCUUCGUCGUCGUCACGGUUGUCUUCUUCGACUCCAAAUCCCAAGACAAGCUCGUUUAGACAUUUCCUCAACCGUGGCUCCAAAUCUACAGCCUCCUCCGCAGCAGCAACAUCUCCUGCUCCUCCUCCUCUUUCUCAGCCGUUGAUAAAAGACUCAGACAUCUCUGAGUCGUCAGCGUCGAUAUCCUCCUCCCGUCUCUCCCUCUCCUCCUCCUCCUCCUCCGGCCACGAGCUCGACGACGUUCCUAGACUAUCUCUAGAUCUCGACAAGCCCAACGCUCCAAACCCCUUCGCUAGGUCACGCGCACACCACAACCACUUACGCAACCAGCACAGGAAGCCACGGCGUCACGACGAGACGACGACUGAGAGUGGUAACGGUAACAACGAGACGAGGGCGUUGACGGUGACGGCGGAUAGUCCGAGACUUAACGCUUCGGGGAAGAUCGUGUUUCACGGACUCGAGAGAAGCUCCAGCAGUCCCGGUAACUUCACCGGCGGGCCGAGGAUGAAACAGCACCACGGGAUGCCGAGAUCUCAGUCCGCACAUGUCAGAAUCACUCCUGUUCUUAAUGUUCCUGUCUCUUCCCUCCGUGGUGGUCCAAAAUCAGGUCUCUUCUUCGGCCAGCUUUUCACUUCUUCUUCGCCUGCGAACAGAGCACAGUUACAGAGCAACACUACUGCCAAGAACCGUACCAAUCGAACCAGACUUGAACCGACUAGCGAACUCUGAUAAGCGUACCGGAUUCUAAUUGUACUUGUACCGACUUUAUUCUUCCUUUUUUAGUUGGGGUUAAUUUUUUUUGCAUUUUUAGUUUAACCGGGGCGAUUUCAUCAGAUGAGAUUAGAUUUGAGGUUCAAAAUGUAAAUAAAGAGAAAUAUUUGAUUUUUCAAUUGGUGUGGUUCU